Anguilla rostrata (American eel) is the source of this 3476-nucleotide messenger RNA. RefSeq names its product solute carrier family 22 member 13a (gene slc22a13a). NCBI's taxonomy places the organism in Eukaryota, Metazoa, Chordata, Actinopteri, Anguilliformes, Anguillidae. Gene Ontology annotation, molecular function: transmembrane transporter activity. The record is from RefSeq and is a predicted model, not a curated record. Gene Ontology annotation, biological process: transmembrane transport. The transcript is spliced from 11 exons. Gene Ontology annotation, cellular component: membrane. Bases 242 to 1864 code for a protein of 540 amino acids.
GACAGAUGUUACGCAAUUAGUGGCAGUCCAAGAAUCGCCACAAAGGGAGCCACACACUAAGCUACAGAUCCCACAGAGAAACUGAUGCUACGUCCCUCGAGGCAAGCGGAUCAAGUUGUGUCUUGGAACUCCAAAGAAGGGCGAACGUCUUCCCCUUUUCAACACCAACUCCUACAAUUUCGUCCUGGAAACCAGAAAGCGUUCUGACAAUGAAACAAUUCAAAGGACUCAACCGUCUUCAAUGAUGGCAGACUUCGGUGAGAUCCUGAGGGCCGUCGGCGACUUCGGCCUGUUCCAGAAAUGUCUGCUGGCGGGACUCCUUCUCCCGACCAUGGCACUGCCCAUGCACUUCUACAGCGUGAUGUUCACGCACGCCGGCUCCUUUCACCACUGCAACACGGACUGGAUCCUGGAAGUGAGCCCAAACCUGACCGCUGAGGAGCAGCUCAACCUCACUCUGCCCCAGGGCCAGGACGGGUCCUUCAAGAGCUGCGAGAUGUUCACACCCGUGGACCGGGACAUUGAAUCCAUCAGGGACUAUGGGAUCAACCAGACCACUGACUGCACGGACGGCUGGGUGUAUGACACCUCGGUGUACAAGUCCAGUAUAGUCUCUGAAUUUGAUCUAGUCUGUGAUAAGGUGAACUUUGUGGGUGUGGCGCAGACUGUUUUUAUGGCCGGUAUCCUUUUUGGGUCCUUCAUAUUUGGCCCCCUGGCUGAGUCGUUGGGAAGAAAGCGAGCAGUGCAGAUACCAGUGGUCCUCAUGGCCAUUUCCAGUGUGGGAUCUGCACUUUCUCCAAAUUUCUAUGUGUACCUAGCAGUCCAGUUUAUUGUUGGAGUUUCUUAUGGAGGUUAUCGUGUCAACUGCAUAAUUCUGGCUACGGAGUGGAUUGGUAUGACAAAGCGGACCUACCCCUCUGCUCUGUGUCAGGUGUUCGGUGGCAUUGGUCAGAGUGUUCUUGCCGGCAUCGCCUAUUUCAUCCGCGACUGGAGAACUGCUCAGUUUGUCAUUGCAUCCCCCUGGGCUCUUGUUAUCCUCUACAUAUGGAUAAUUCCGGAAUCUGCACGGUGGCUGCUUGACAGAGGUAAAACAGAAGAGGCAGAAAAGCUCAUUCUCAUGGCUGCGGCUGUCAAUAAACAAAAAAUACCUGACAACAUCAUGGAAAAGGUUGUAAAUAACAAAAAAGGAGACAGAGGCACUGUAAGAGAUCUUUUCACUUCACCCCUGCUCAGAAAAUACUUCUUAAUCAUAGUAUGCUCAUGGUUUUCCCUGAACCUUUCCUACUACUGCAUAACGUUGAAUGUUGGAGAAUUUGGCAUGGACAUCUUCCUGACGCAGCUUAUCUUUGGGCUGACUGAAAUCCCAGCUCAAAUACUUUGUGCCUGGUUAAUGGAAGUCUUGGGAAGAAAGAUUACUGUUGCCAUUGCUCUUCUGCUGGGUGGAUUUCUCAGUCUGCUGCUCUUGGCUGUCCCACAAGAAAACGCAAUUGCCAUCACAGUGUUUGCUACCGCAGGAAGGCUGUCCAUGAACAUGGCAGGCACAAUCUGCAAUGUCUAUGUUCAGGAGUUGUUCCCCACCUCGAUCCGACAAACAGCCAAUGGUUUGGGUGCCAUGGCAACAAGAGCAGCAGGAAUGCUGUCGCCAAUACUCAACAUGUUGGCAGUGUUCCACAGGGUGAUUCCCAUUCUGGUCUACAGUGGCCUGUGUAUAUUUUCUGGUGCUCUCUGUUUCCUACUGCCUGAGACCAGACGGAAAGAGCUGCCGGAUUCGCCUGAGGAUCUGGAGAUAAACCGGGAUAUGAAUAUCAGGAAGAAUAACAGAAGUAGCCCAGAUGGUGGCACACAAAGGUCCACCAAACUCUAACCAAUUCAAGGACAUUCUUGGACAAGGUUCCUCCACAGAGAAAACUCUGAUACAAGGAAAAACGCCGUGAACCCCAUAAUGUUUGAUACAAAGACAUAUUUUUUUCUUGAUUUGGCUCUGUACUCCGCAAUUUUAGAUUUGUAAUCAAACAAUUCACGUGUGGUUAAAGCGAAGAUCUCAACUUUUAGUAUUUUUUGUUAGGGUAUUUUUUUUUUUUUUUUUUAAACCAAUUUUGGUUUCACCAUGCAGAAAUUACAGCACUUCUUAUACAUAGUCCCCCCAUUUCUGGGCACCAUAAUGUUUGGGACAAAUGCCUUCACAGAUGUUUCUGAUUAGCCAGGUGUGUUCAGUUGCUUCCUUAGUGAAGGUACAGUAAGGUAUAGUAAGAGAGCUUUCAGUAUCUAGUCUUGAUUCUAGGCUUUGACUGCCUUUGGAUUGCCUUCGCCUUUGUUAUUGUCAUUUGUCUACAUGAUGACCAGAGUUGUGCCGAUGAAAGCCAAAGAAGUCAUUAUGAGGUUGAGAAAUACGAGAAAAAGACAGCCAGAGACAUAGGCCAAACCUGCCAAUAGCAGGAGCACAAUGAAUUCUGAAGUGUGCAGAAGCAUCUUAGCCGUUCAAGUUCAGACAAAUAGACUUAUUGGACGGCGCUUCAUCCAACUGCAAAACAAUGAUCCAAAAGCAACAGCUAAAUACUGCUAAAGCAACAAAUUAUUUUUUCAAAGCCAAAUACUCCUAAAUGGCCAAGUCAUUCUCUCUUGAUCUGAAUCCAACUGAACAUAUGCGUUUCAUAUGCUGAAGAGAAAACGUAAGGCAACUAGCCACUAAAAAAAGCAGGAGCUGAAGAUGGCUGUGAUACAGGCCUGGCAGAGCAUCACCAGAGAAGAUAUUCAGCUCCUGGCCAUGUCUAUGGAUCACAGACAUAAAGCAGUCAUUGCAUGCAAAGGAUAUGCAACAAAGUUCUAAACAUCACUACUUUCAUUUACAUAACAAUACGUCCCAAGCAUUAUGGUGCUCUGAAAUGGAGUGACUUUGUAUAAAAAGGGCUGUAAUUUCUACAUGUGGCUAACCCUGCAAUAUAUUUACACAGUGAUUCAGUUGAACCAAACUGUGUCUCUAGACUCACCCUAAAACUGAUCCACUGUGUAAAUGUAUUGCAGGAAUAUCCACUAUUUCAAGUACAUGUAUAUAUGAAAUACACAUUUACAUAUGUCAUGUGCUUUGCACAGGUGCACUUUGAUACAAUGUACUUUGUAUUUUUUUAAAUGCUCAAAACAAGUAAUAACACAAAAAAAUCUCAUGGUUCAGCAUGCUGUGUGUGCGUUAUCGAGUCUGCCAAGAUUCAGCAAUUUUAUCAACUUUACCUUUUAAAGUGCAGGAUCCUGACCAGAAGAUUGCAUGUGGGCUCAGCAGAGAUAUAAUGAAAGACCUCUGUUACGGUCAGGAUGAGAUAAGAAGAUAAGGCCAUUCUGAGGCAGAUUCAGGUUGAGUGCUUGAUUUUACUGUUCUGCGUUAUGUGAUAGCAAUAUGUUGUGUGUAGGGCUACCUGUUUCACUCUCAAACUACAAGUUGAAAUAUUCUCAAUAAAUAUCACAUCCCCCAGGGUGCAAUUCCA